Messenger RNA from Emiliania huxleyi CCMP1516, 1311 nucleotides. RefSeq lists its product as hypothetical. The transcript has 4 exons. The record is from RefSeq and is a predicted model, not a curated record. NCBI's taxonomy places the organism in Eukaryota, Haptophyta, Isochrysidales, Noelaerhabdaceae. Bases 1 to 1311 code for a protein of 436 amino acids.
AUGGCGGGCUUGUACCUCAACAGCGUCGGUGGCUGCAAGUCGCUCUACUGCCUUGAGGAGGCAAAAUGCUGCCGCAUCGCAGACGAGCACACCUGCAAUAAGGUCGACAUCCUGCUGUCGUUUAACACUCGAGGCUGGGCUAGCUGCCCUUCCAACCAGUACAUGGGUUUGGAUGAGGUUCUCCAUAACCUCGUUAGGUCCGGCCUCUGGCGAAACUCGCGAACCGAUUCGGAUCCCAUCUCGUUGAUUGAGACUGUCGAUUGCUGCGGCGCAAAGGACGGCUCCGGUUCGAUGAGCAACUCUCUCGAGGUUCUCGAGGUGGAUAUCCUUUGGCCGCGUUGGGUAGCGAGGAUUGGUGUAACCCGAGCCACGGAGGCGUGUUUUCUGGCGGCCGACCGUCAUGACUUCCCGAUUGCCUACUGGGAUUACAACACAGCGUGCUGCAAGGAGUCCAGCUGGUCCGGUGGCAAGUGUGCCGGAAACCGCGGUACGGAGGGCAGCGAUUUCGUGUGGUGCGACAGUGCCUUCAAGGAUCGGGUGCCUUUCCCUGGAUGCCGGAAUAACGACGAGAAUUGGGCCGUCUGUCCGGGCGACAAGGUGCUGACGGGCAUCUACCGUGGCGGCGGAGGCGAACCGACGCAUGGCGUCCUGAAGAUAACGGUUGUGUCGGGCAGGGACGUGCGCGGCAAAGGCGGCAAUGAGGAGGGGACGGGCGAUCGCGACGGCUUGGAGACGGAUCCCUACGUGAAGGUGUCUGUCAACGGGGGUUUACCCCGGCAGACGGACCACAAAGAUAAUACGGAUCAGCCCGUUUGGAACAAGGACAUGGACUUCGGGGCACAGCCGAUCGGAGCGACGAAGGUCAAGGUCGAAUUGUGGGACAGGGAUCCCGCUGGCAACCCGGAUGACCACAUGGGCACGAAAGAGUUCUCAGUUUACCACACGGGCACGAAAGAGCUCGAACAGUUUGUCUCUUCGGAAGAUGGGGAAGGCCACAUAAAGCUGCGAGUGACCUUCGAUCCCCAGGAUCCUGGCGCGGGUCUCGACGACAUUGAGAUGCUGCGGUGCUGCGAUUACGACCCGACGGCUCCGCCCAGUGUGGAGGUUGUCGACUGCUACGAGCCGAAGCAACAGUCGUUCGACGGCGGCGGAACGAAGCUCACUUGGCUCACUGCGGCCGACGCUCCUCUCCCUCCCGACCGCCGUGGCUGCCUUGAGAAGAAUUCGAACCCGCAAUGCAGAGACUUCGAAGCCUACGGCUAUGAAUGCAAUGCCGUGCCAGCAUGGCGCGUCAUGCAGUGCGUGCGAUGA